AUGCGGUCCCUCUUCUUGACCAUGGCCUUUGCGCAUAUCUCGUCAGCUGCCAUAGCGGAAGACAUCGAGCCUUGUCAAAAGUUUGCUGAGCUGCUACGAGAAGGCCGGUCAAAAACAACCCUGGAGAACCCAUACAACUACCCGGCUGAAGUGCUCGUGGACGCUGAGACUGCUUACCAAUGUGCAACCUCCAUCCCGAUCAGCAAUGAAGAGGUUGCUGGGGUUAUCUACAAAUUCAAGAAUAUCCUUCCUAUGUACUCUACGCUGGGCUUCCUGAAAGAUCCGCCAACUUCCUACCAGCAGCCGUCCAUCGAUGUCAUGGCAUAUUUGGAUCAUAUUGAUGAGAAGGCGAAACAAAACAAAUACGCAAAUUUCUAUGAAUAUGAGUCCGAUUUGUCCCUUAUGGCGAAUCAAGUACAUGACCAGCAUUUUCGUCUUCGAAACGGCGGCAUGUAUCAGUUCCGGUGGUAUCUCCCCGAUGACAUCGUGUCAGUCUCCAGAGAUGGGAAAGAGCUGCCCCAAGUCUACGUCUACAGUGAUAUCAGCAGAGAAGUCCCGUCAGCUUCGCCCAUUAUCGAACUUGAAGAGGAGCCUGUUGUCUCUUAUCUCGAGAGAUACGCGAGGACCAAAGCUUCCACGGGCCUGCUCGAGCCCCAUGCGGAAUGGAACGCCUUGAUGUACAAUCCGGCUGUUGAGUUCAGUACCUGGGGUAGCCGCAACAGCAGCUCUGUUUAUACAUCCGAGUUCCGAAGCACUUCGUCAUAUAAUGGCAACUCCAUCAAAGGCAAAUUUGCGAAUGGGACCAAGUUUGAGUGGGAAUAUAUGGCUGGCUCCAAAGCCAUUUUUAACUUGACAAAACUCUUAAGCGGACGGUCAAUCUACGAUAAUUGGAUCACUGCUAAUAAUAAGUCAAGAAUGGGGAAGACGGAAGAAGACAAACAGACGCGGAAGCUUUUCUCGAAGAAAACAACGGCAUUCAACCCAUUAAACUCUGUACCAUAUCCAAGCUACCCAGAUGACCCUAUCGUGGUUCAGAGCAACUUUUCAAGAGGCGGAACCGUGUCGGGGUAUCUCUUGUCUGAUAAUUCUACGGGUGUGCUGAGCAUCCCAAGCUUCAUGGCCGGAAUGUAUAAGGAGGGCCCAGAAGAGCUUCAUACGGCAGUCGCUGAAUUCAUUACCAAGUCUCGCGAGGCUGGAGUGAAGAAGAUAGUCAUCGACCUCUCUGGAAAUCGUGGGGGGUUCCUGCUUCUCGCUUACGACACGUUUCGCCAGUUCUUCCCGAAGAUGGACCCCUAUUCUUUGGCAAAUUCGCGAGCUAGCGAUGAUCUAAACACCAUCGGCUCUGUAUUGUCUCACGUCGCAAUGCGCUCUAAGGACACGUUGAAAGGUCCUCUCAAUCGAACAAUGGCGCAAAACCUCGGGACUGGUGACUUGGGCAUGUACGGCACCCUAUCCAGGGAAUCCAAACCUUGGAAGUCGUGGAAAGAAUUAUUUGGGCCUGUCACUAUCAAUCAAGACAACUACACCAACCCGUGGAGAUACGAUUUCAAUUCAGCGAGAAUAAUAGGCCGCCUCGGAUACAACAUGACCGGCUAUGCAGAUAACCAAAGAGAUUACGAACAAGCUUUCGACCCGGAAGAUAUCAUCCUGCUGCACGAUGGACAUUGUGGUAGUGCCUGCUUUAUCUUUUCCAGUUUGAUGAAGAAUAUUGCUGGUGUCAAGAGUGUCGCGGUUGGCGGAAUGCCAGUCAACGGACCAAUGCAAGGCGUGGCGGGCACGAGAGGCUGCCAAGUGAGGCAGUCCGAUGCCAUUAUCAAAAUAUCCCAUAUGAUCAAUAUGGCCCUAUCAGGCAUUGAGAGCCGAGAUAAGGAGGCCGUACGCUCCAAGCUAGGUGCUACAGCUCGUGAAAUCGACUCCCUCCCGUCGCCCAUAGGCACUCCGUGGAGAGAUGUAAAUGCAGGCAUUAAUACCUUGAACUGUCUCCCCAGCUCCGACCCUCGAAUUCCGUAUCAGUUUCUGUACGAGGCCUCGAAUUGUAGGCUUUUCUACACUAUGGACAUGAUUCGAGAUGUCACAUAUCUCUGGAGAGCAGCCGCCGCGGUUGCAGAAGGAGAUACAUCAGUUUGUGUCCCUGGGUCUGUGGAUGGACCCGGGUCUGAGCCUAAUAAACCACUCAAUGUCUCCCCUGACAUUCCGUACGCUAAUCCUUGGGGAAAUGCGGUUCGGACCAAUCUGCCACGGGAUGAGCUAGUUCAGAAUAGCGGAGGGUCUUACAUUAUGUCAAGAGUCGGAGGGUCUGUCAGCGUGGCGGCAGCGAUCUUCGCCUUUGCAUGGCUACUAUGA
This is a messenger RNA of Clonostachys rhizophaga, 2343 nucleotides long. NCBI's taxonomy places the organism in Eukaryota, Fungi, Ascomycota, Sordariomycetes, Hypocreales, Bionectriaceae. The record is from the annotation of a GenBank genome assembly.